This is a messenger RNA of Paramecium tetraurelia, 1833 nucleotides long. RefSeq lists its product as uncharacterized. The record is from RefSeq and is a predicted model, not a curated record. Gene Ontology annotation, biological process: proton transmembrane transport; ATP metabolic process. The transcript is spliced from 7 exons. NCBI's taxonomy places the organism in Eukaryota, Ciliophora, Oligohymenophorea, Peniculida, Parameciidae. Gene Ontology annotation, molecular function: ATP binding; proton-transporting ATPase activity, rotational mechanism.
AUGAUAUAAUAAUUUACACCUAGCUUAUAAGAAAUAGAAGAGCAAGAAAGCAAUUAUCAUACAAUUCUCAGUAUAGAUGGACCAUUAAUUACUGUGGAGAAUAUGCCAAAUGCAGAAAUAUAUGAGGUAGUGAGGAUAGGUUAGGAAAAGUUGCUCGGAGAGAUUAUUAAGUUGAAAGAAAGUGCUACAUUCAUAUAAUGCUUCGAAGAUACAUCUGGUUUGAGUGUGGGUGAUCCUGUGAUAAGAACUAGAUCUCCAUUUUCUAUUGAAUUAGGGCCAGGUAUUUUUACAUAAGUUUUUGAUGGAAUUUAACGAAGAUUAUAAAUCAAUUAAGAUGGAUCAUUCUUUUAUGGUUAAGGAUAAAUGAAUAUUUCAGCAUUAGAUCAUGAUAGAAUUUGGGAAUUUAAACCAUCAUCUAAUUUUAAAGAAGGUAAACUGAUUUAUGGUGGCGAUAUUUAUGGGUCAGUUUUUGAAAACAAUCUUUUUGAUGAACAUAAGAUAAUGGUAAAUCCUUUAGUACAAGGUAGAGUUACCUAUAUUGCCCCUGAAGGCAAUUAUACAUUAAAAGAUAAUAUUUUGGAAGUGGAAAUUGAGGGCAUAAUAAAUAAAUAUGGGAUGAGUCAUUUUUGGCCUGUUAGAUAGAAAAGGCCAAUAGUUGAAAAAUUAGAAGGUAAUACUCCACUUCUUACAGGAAUAAGAGUACUUGAUGGGCUGUAUCCAUCAGUCUAAGGAGGUACUUGUUGUGCAUCAGUGAGUUCAAUCGGUGGUAAAAUUUUUAUAUCUCAGUCGAUUAGUAAAAAUUCAAAUUCUAAUUGCAAUAUAUAUGUGGGAUGUGGAGAAAAUGAAUUUGAUAUUUUUAGAGUAAUUGAUGAAUUUUAUGACCAAAAAAUUCCAAUUAAAGAUCAUUAAGAGUCCAUAGCAUAAAAGACAUGUUUGAUUUCUAAUUCUUCAAAAAUGGUAACACCCACGACUGAAAUAUCGGUUUUUACAGGGAUAACGAUUGGUGAAUAUUUUAGGGAUAUGGGGUUAAAUGUGUCUUUUAUUGUUGAUUCAACAAAUCAAUGGUCUUAGGCUGUAAAUUAAAUUUAAGAGAAAUUGGGUGAAAUACUACCAUCAGAGACAUAAUCCGAAGUUCUUACAGCAAAAAUAGGGCAAUUUUAUAAUAGAGCAGGAAGGGUGAGAUGCUUAGGUUCACCAGAGAGAAUUGGAUCAAUUACUAUGGUUGGAAUUGCCACACAAUCAGAAGGAGACUGGGCCAACUCUAUAACUAAUUGCACAAUUAAUAAUUCUUAAGUCUUUUGGUUAUUAGACAAGAGAUUAUCCUAAAGAAAUCAUUUUCCUACUUUCGACAGGAUUAGUUCAAAUUCUAAAUAUGAAUAACUAUUAGAUCCAUAUUAUAGUUCCAUAAAUCCUGAAUUUAAUCGUUUAAAAGAGAAGUUAUAAUACAUUUUGAGUAAAGAAUUAGAACUUAUUAAAAUAAUAUAAUUAGGAGAAAAACCUUUAUUAGAUGAAUAGCAAUUAUCUUUGGAAAUAAACCAAAUAAUUAUAGAACAAUUCAUAUAUCAAAAUACAUUCAAUGAUUACGAUGAUAACUGUCCUCUUCCAAAAACAAUAGGUAUGAUGAAAUGUAUAGUUACCUUUUAUGAAUGUGCAUAAAAGGCCAUUCAAGAUGAACAAUUUACUUGGAACUUAAUAAAGUAAAAAGCAAAAGAUCAAAUCUACAAGUUGAAUGGAAUGAAGUUUUAUAAAAUUAAAAAAUCAGAGCUAGAAAAUCAUUUUAAUAAUUUUGCAAAUGAAAUUUAAUUUUUAUUUAAAAAUUUACAAGAAGGAUGA